This is a messenger RNA of Zootoca vivipara (common lizard), 2175 nucleotides long. The record is from RefSeq and is a predicted model, not a curated record. NCBI's taxonomy places the organism in Eukaryota, Metazoa, Chordata, Lepidosauria, Squamata, Lacertidae.
AUGCCAGAAGAGGCGGCAGUCUCCUUUCAAGGCAUUUUAAAAGAAGAAAACCCGACUGAUUUAGAAAUACCAACCCCUCUGAUUGACAAGGUACCAGUUCACCUGUGGGGAACUACAAAUACCUCUGUGGGACUCUUAAAAUCGGCAGAUCCCGUUGUUAUUAAAUUCCGCACCGAUGUCCCAUACCCCUCCAUCAAACAGUACCCCUUGCCGCAGGAGGCAAUAGAAGGAUUGAGACCAAUGAUACAGGAUUUCAUGGAUCAAGGCAUCCUUGUUCCCUGCGUCAGCCCAUGCAAUAGUCCACUCCUGCCGGUACGCAAACCCUCACCCCCGGGUGCCCCAGUUAAAUACAGGCUUGUCCAAGACCUCAGAAUUAUCAACAACUUUGUGAUACCCCGCCACGCCAUCACCGCCAACCCUAAUACCAUUUUGACCGGAAUCCCACCAGAUAGUACAUAUUUCAGUGUCAUUGAUUUAUGCUCUGCCUUCUUUUCCAUAAGAGUGCAUGAGAAAAGCCAAUUUUUGUUCGCCUUCACGUGGGAAAAGGGACAGCUGACUUGGACUAGACUCCCACAGGGAUAUGUAGAGAGCCCAACAAUUUUUGCCUGUGCAUUGCAUAGGGACCUACAAGACCUCUCCUUUCCUGGAGGCUCCUCCCUUUUACAGUAUGUAGAUGAUUUGAUAAUUUGCUCCACCUCCGACACUAAUUGCCACCUGGACACCGUCCAUCUGCUAACCGCCCUUGCCGACAAGGGCCACAAGGUCUCACCAAAAAAACUACAAUAUUGCCAAACUGAAGUAAAAUACUUGGGUCACAUAAUUGGCCACGGAACAAGAGCUUUGACAACUGAGAGAGUAGAUGCUAUAGCUAAGGUUCCCCUGCCAAAGACCAAGAAACAGCUCCGAGGGUUUCUAGGAAUGAGCGGAUUCUGCAGGUGCUGGAUCCCAGGAUAUGGAGAAUUAACCAAACCCCUUGUAAAAAUGACUAAUAAAGAUGAACCAGAACCUCUUCAGUGGUCCAAGGACAGCUUACAAAAUUUUGAAACCAUAAAAAGAGAACUGAGGUCGGCUCCAGCCUUAGGGUUGCCAGACUACCGUCUCCCCUUCUCAUUAUUUGUAAGUGAACAGAAGGGGGUAGCAUCCGGAGUUCUGACGCAAACCUUCAGAGGUCAGGAACGUCCUGUCGCGUACUACAGCAUACAAUUAGACCCAGUGGCGAAGGGGACUGUAGGUUGUCUCAGGGCGAUUGCCGCGGCUGCGGAAUUAGUGGACAGAGCCCUAGAGAUAGUUCAAAACCAAGAGCUAAUUUUAAAUGUGCCGCAUGCAGUAGCCACCUUACUAAACUUAAGGAACUGUCAACAUUUCAGUAACGAACGUCUAAACCAGUAUGAAGCCGCUCUACUCACUCCCUCGAAUGUACGCAUUAAAAGAGUCAACACCUUAAAUCCCGCCACCCUUCUACCUCUGCCCGAUGAUGGCACCCCCCAUCACGAUUGCACCUUAGCUGUCCGACUGGCAGAAAAACCCCGGGAAGACUUAGAUCAUCUCCCCUUAGAAAAACCAGACCUCUCGAUUUUUACUGAUGGAAGCUCCAAGGUGGUGGCAGGACACAGACAAACCGGCUAUGCUGUAGUCACACAUGAAUCCAUCCUUGAGGCUGCGCCUAUUAACCCACGCUACAGUGCGCAGGCAGCAGAGCUUAUCGCCCUAAUCAGAGCCUGUGAAUUAGGCGAAGACUGGGUACGCAUCAAAACCUACAGACGUAUUGCCCUACAACCGCAAUGGGAAGGACCAUUUCAGAUCCUCCUCACAACCCCGACUGCUGUCAAGGUGGCCGAACGCUCUGCAUGGAUCCACCACACCUUCUGCAAAUCAGCACAACCACCGGAGGAAGAGGAGCCUCAACCAGACGACGCUGAGAGACCUACACGACCGCCAUCCGAGGACAUCACUCCCCCAGACGACUCUGCAUCGAACGCUCACCCUGACGUCGACCUUCCUGGCGACACCGCAGCUCGACCAACUACGCCGUCACCUCAAGGAGACGACUCUGGCUGUGAGACCCCGGAGAGGUGGAUGUCACAGAUUCUGCUUGAACCACGACCAGACGAUCCUGACCACCCUCCUAUUCGACUGCAAUUCCGGAAGGAGAAGACCACCGAAACUGACGCCUGA